Carassius auratus (goldfish) is the source of this 1128-nucleotide messenger RNA. RefSeq names its product ciliary associated calcium binding coiled-coil 1 (gene cabcoco1). The record is from RefSeq and is a predicted model, not a curated record. The coding region runs from base 12 to 920 and encodes 302 amino acids. The transcript has 8 exons. NCBI's taxonomy places the organism in Eukaryota, Metazoa, Chordata, Actinopteri, Cypriniformes, Cyprinidae.
CAGACAACAACAUGUCUGGAAGAGAGAGAUCACGAGAGGGAGUCCGAUCCGCUGAAAACUCAGGGAAGAUCAAGAGAGGAGAAGAAACUGCUAAAGAUGAUACUGAGCUCAGAGAAGUGAAAAAACCUUUUCCUCAGUGGGAACUUCUAAAGCAAGACCAAAUAAAUAUUCUGCUCAGCCUGCCUGUGGACCAAGUGCAGCUACAGUUUGAGGAUAUACUGAAUAUCGAAAACCACCAAACAUGUGUGAAAGAGGCUGCACUGUUGGAGUAUUUUGUCAAUGGAUUUUGGUGGGCCAAAGAGAUGAACUUCAAUUCUCAGCAAAUCUCAUUUAUCAUGGCCCUUUUACAGCAACUACUUGACAACAUAAAAAACGAACAUUCCUCAUUUGCUGACAAUUUCAAGACAUUUAUCCAAAUAGUACUUGCCAGUAAAGCCAGUUUUUUAUUCACCACCACCGAUCAAAUCAAAGCCAUCACAAAUUACUUCAAGACCAGUCUUUUCCAGCACUACAGACUAUAUGAAUUACUGUUCAAUCAUAGAAGAGAUGAGCAACUCCUGAAAAUAGAGAAAUGCAUUGAGGUGAUCAACCCUGCUGAGUUUGCUGCCCCGUUGGAAGAAGGCAUGCCCACUGAUCUGUACUUCCAUUACAUGGCUCCCCCAUGUGUCCAAACGCCUGAGCAGACCAUUCAGGAAUCUCACGAGGAGAAUGUGGAAGAACCUGGAAAAGCUGAACUGGAAGAAAGUCCCGGGAAUCAAGUGGGCUUCAGUGUGGAAGAUGUUCGAGAGGCGCUGGGGGAAAUGACCCAGGAGAUGUUAGCAAAACUACAGGCCGACUUCACAGAGAAGCUGCGAGUUCAUGAGGAGACCUACAUCUCGAGGUUAGAACGACUUCAGAAAGCCUCUUCCAAACAGCACUGAUGAGAUCCCAAAAGGAUUUCCCAACAGUAUUUACUAAUUCAAUCAGAACAAGUCUGAAAAUAACACUGAAUAUGGCACUGGUGGUUUACACAGCCAAAUACUCUCAUUUACUCUACAUUUUAUUCACUUCGGUUCUACUUAUGUCAAGCAAAACUGCUUUAUCAGUCUGUUCGAUGCUGAUAAUAGAUGAAAUAAAUGACUUUCUGGC